This is a messenger RNA of Marmota flaviventris (yellow-bellied marmot), 1396 nucleotides long. It is a transcript of the gene Pcp4l1, whose product is annotated as Purkinje cell protein 4 like 1. The record is from RefSeq and is a predicted model, not a curated record. Lineage: Eukaryota; Metazoa; Chordata; Mammalia; Rodentia; Sciuridae.
GGGGGAUCUCUGGCGGGAAGCUGAACGCUGAGAACAAGGGGUGCAGGCGCUGAAGCAGCGGAUCUCCGCGUUUACUCUUUUCUCCUAGUCAGCCGGAGUCUCUGCCUUAGAUCCCGGCAACUCUCGGCCGCUGUCCACACAUCCCCGAGGGCCCUUCGCCUCACCUGCGCGUGCCGCGCCUGGCGCUCCUAGUCCCGCUGCCGCGAUGAGCGAGCUUAACACCAAAACAUCUCCAGGAAGCAACCAGGCGUCUGGCCCAGAAGAGAAAGGGAAAGCUGGCAGUGUCAAGAAGUCUGAGGAGGAGGAGGAAAUUGACAUUGAUCUGACAGCACCAGAAACAGAGAAGGCUGCCCUCGCCAUUCAGGGCAAGUUCCGACGAUUCCAGAAAAGGAAAAAGGAUCCCAGCUCCUGAAUGGCUAGCCUAGCCCUUCACCCUGCUACCUUCUUUCCCUUUCUCUGUAGCCCUGACUCCCAUGUAUCUUGUCCCUCUAUCCCUCUGGCCUCUCACUGAGGCAGGUUCAACCUUUAAAUAUUUUUUUCUCUGACCCUCUUGAGACAUCACAGCAGGAGAGAUACAGGGACACAGAGAAGACGAAGAUUUCAAUUGGCAGCCACUUGCCAAAGGGUGGAUCAGUUUCUCCUUGGGCUCAGGCUCUCUCAUUAAUGCCUAUGCUUGCCUUGUGGGGUUGGAAAACAAGAGGCUUUGAGGUAGAAUGGACCCCACCCCUCAAUGAUAUGGGAAGGAGGAAAAAAACUUCAGAGUAGGGUGUCCAAGGGUACGUGUAUGCACUGUUCUGCCAGUUGUAACAUUCAUACUUAAAGUAACAUUUCUUUCCCGUUCAGAUUAUUCUGCACCAACACCUCCAAUCUCCCUCCUAUGAUCAAAGCCACAAUGGGAACUUGAGCUUCCCUUUCUCUCCUGGUGGCCCUAAAUCAAACAGCUUACUACAUUAGUGCAUGCUGAGUAGAUUAGUUUCAAGGAAGGGAGACUGGGAGUGGUAGAGGCAUGGAAAAGUUUCCUUCAUCUUUCAGUCUAAGACCACAAAAGGCACAGGCAGAAGAGGUCCUAAGGAGCCAUAGGCAGGGGAAUGAGGAGGAGGGUGUAUUAGAGAGGAAAGAAAAGUGAAGAAGGGGAAGUCUCUGAAGCUACAAGUUAUUGUCAGUAAAAGUGUACUACCUGAAGAAAUUCUCUUUCUUCCCAGUCUCUAGAAAACACUGUUUCAUUCCCUGUUCUCUUGGGGCUUUGCUAACCUGCCUACCUCUAACCCCCUAACUCUAGACAUCCCCAGAAGCCACAAGAGGCAUGUGACCCUUGUAGUUCCCCCUUGCCCCACUGUGGAGUCAGGGCAGAAAUGAAAUAGCCACUCUAUGUGAUUUUAGCAUGUUUAAUAAUUGU